Molecule: messenger RNA, 2709 nt
Organism: Gadus morhua (Atlantic cod)
Lineage: Eukaryota; Metazoa; Chordata; Actinopteri; Gadiformes; Gadidae
Product: L-threonine 3-dehydrogenase, mitochondrial
Exons: 11
Coding region: 363-1316 (317 amino acids)
Biological process (GO): L-threonine catabolic process
Molecular function (GO): L-threonine 3-dehydrogenase activity
Source: RefSeq, a predicted model, not a curated record
AAGCUGCGGAGACCACGCAGCUCCGUGUGUGUUUUGAUCAGUUGGGUUUUUGAUCCGUCUGUUGAAUGACCCGUGUUUGUUUCAACAAUCACAUCAGGAGGAAUCCAGCGAUCCGCUACUCUGUCCAGGGAGUUCUUCCAGGCAAGUCCAGCGGGGAGGAGACCUCGCGGAAUACCAAGGACUAGGUGGAAAGACUAUAUCUCAACACUGGCCUGGGAACGCCUCGGGAUCCCCCCGUCAGAGCUGGUCAAUGUGGACCGAGAAAGGGAAGUUUGGGGCCCCCUGCUAGAGCUGCUGCCCCCUUGACCCGACCCCGGAUAAGCGGUUUGAGGAUGAGAUGAGGAGGAGAGUUGAGCCUGUGGAUGUCCGGCUGGCUGAGGGCCGCAGCGGCCCCGCUCAGAGGGGGGUCCCGCACUGUCAGCUGCUGCCCCUCCUCCCGUGUCCCCGGUGCUGAUGGGAGACGUCACGGGUCGCCCCGCUCUGAGGACGCCGACCCUCCCAUGGUCCUCAUCACAGGGGGACUAGGUCAACUCGGGGUGGGACUUGCCAAGUUGCUGAGGAGGCGGUUUGGCAAGAACAAUGUGAUUCUCUCAGACAUCAAGAAGCCUCCCGACAAUGUGUAUCACAGUGGUCCGUUCAUCUACUCAGACGUCCUGAACCAUAAGAACCUGCGUGAGAUUGUCGUGAACAACAACGUCAGCUGGCUGGUGCACUACUCCGCUGUCCUGUCGGCUGUGGGGGAGAGCAACGUCACACUGGCCCGGGACGUCAAUAUCACUGGUUAUGGGCCCAGAGUUACCCAGAGAGUUUCCAACGAGUUAUUCACCGAGAGAAAAGUCGCGACGUACCGCGUGUCCGGGUUCCACAACGUCCUGGACAUGGCCCUGGAGCACGACCUGCGUGUGUUUGUCCCCAGCACCAUCAGGGCCUUCGGGCCCUCCUCCCCCCGGGACCCCGCUCCUGAACUCUGCGUGAAGAGACCCCGCACCAUUUAUGGUGUGGCCAAGGUGCACGCAGAGCUCAUGGGGGAGUAUUAUCAUCACCAGUACGGACUGGACUUCCGCUGUCUCCGGUACCCGGGUAUCAUCUCUGCUGACUCCCAGCCCGGGGGCGGCAUCACUGGGUGGACCCCCUCCGACAGGCCAUCGGUGAGACCCAAUAGACCCCUAGACCAGGCAUGGCGCCAGGAUUCCAGUAGUGGAUUGGCCAGACCAAUUCCGAGAGCUGGCCAAUGGCGUUGGAGGACAGCACGGCAAGGCGGGACUGGGGCUGGAAGCAUGACUACGGCUUGCCUGAGUUGGUUCAGGCCAUGCUGACUCAUAUCACCCCUGGCAACCUGCUGGCACAGGCAAACUGAGCCCCGUGGGAGGGGAAUCUAAAGUCUCAUCACACACACACACACACACACACACACACACACACACACACACACACACACACACACACACACACACACACACACACACACACACACACACACACACACACACACACACAAACAAGCACACAUGCGCUCACACAGAGACACACAAACAUGCUUACACGCACACACAUACACAAACAAGCUCAACCACAAACACGCACACACGCACUUCACACUCUGGAAAUUCCUCUAGAAUAUGUAUAUAUUUGUUUUGCGAUGCCAUCAGGGACUAUUUUCUGUGUUUCUUAUGGUACGAUGAUUUCUUAUUUUCAGACAAUACAACCUAUGUUGCUUUGCAAUAGCUUUUUGGACUAUACUCUUGUUUGUAAUGUCACCAAGCAACGAGUAUGGUUCCAUUCUCUCGCUGCAGAACGGAGAGAACAGAAGAACUGUUAGUGAGCAUCCAACCAUUGCUCAACUUUGCUGUGUAUAUUUAUUUAUUCUAUUUAUUUAUUUGCGAGGCGCCCUCAUGAUAUCCCUCCACUCCUUUGUGCCCUUGGCUAGAUAGGAUAGUUGGGGUCUACCCUUCCAAGACAAACAAAGCCUCAAGUUAAAACCAAACUUCUCACUGCAUGUGGCACAAAGAAAGUUGCUUAAUACUGCCUUGUUGUUACUAAAGUGAGGUAUGACUCUGGGAAUUCCAGUUCCUUUUGCUUAAGACAAUGUAGGCCGACGCAAGGCGGCUCUGCUUGGGCCGGUGUGAAUGUUAGGCUUUUGAAACAGCUAGCUGCUCAGCCUCUUAAAGAAAUAAAUGUACUGUAACGUUCGAUACCUGAGCCUUUACUGAUGUUACUAUUUCCGUAGAGACGUGUAGACUCGUUCUAGUUAGCUUAGCUGUAGAUGUACGGUACAGAUGCUGUAUUUAUUUGAAAAUGCUUGAUUGGUGGGUUAGUGGGUUGGUGAUUUUAAAUUAUUUUUCUUACCAGGGAAAGUCGGUAGGGUGGUUGAUUUUUUUAUUUAUUUUUACUUUGCUCUAGUCUUUGAAUUAGUAUGUUUUAUCUUUGGAUAGGAAGUUCUGUUUAGGUUUUUGUUGGUUAUUAUUUAGCAUCCUUUUCUGAUGACGUGAAUGCCAAAGGUAUUACAAUGAGAUGCCCAGCAGGGCUGCGUAGCAUUCACAUCGGGGCUGGACUAGUUUUACUUUAUUCACUUUAGUCACCACUAAAUAAACGGUAGAAAAGCAGAAGAAGACAUCCUGAGGGAAAAACUUGUUCUUGCAGAUUUUGUGUUGCCUUUCCACCAGCAAUUUGAACAACCAAUAAAUACAUUUACUUGAAAAAAACCUCAAA